AUGCAGGUAGAAACAUCACCUUGUUGUCUGCUUAGUGUAAGAGUGAUCAGAGCAAGGAAUCUCCGGCGAGCAGAUACCCUCAGCCACACUGAUUGCUAUUUGACCCUAUGGCUGCCAACGGCUUCUUCCGAAAGGUUCCAGACAAAGACAGUUCAAAAUUCUAAAGACCCAGUCUGGAACGAAACUUUCCAUUUCAUGGUCCAGAGCAAAGUGAAGAACAUGCUGGAGCUGAGUGUCUUCGAUGAGGAUGUCUGCCAAGAUGAACAACUUUUCACUGUUCGCUUUGAUAUAGCUAGACUCCCACUAAAUGAAAAAGUGCUCUUGUACUUUAACUCCAAUCCAAAGGAUCAGGAGGAGCUGGAAGUGGAAUUUGAGUUACGAAACAGUUUGAGUGUUCCUGAAACCAUUGUUACGAAUGGAACUCUUGUGGCUCGUGAAGUUUGUUGUCUGGAAUUUGAAAUAGAGAAGGAAAAAAGACAGAAAUCAAAACAUGAACUAUCCCUUAUGAUGAAAGGAUCCCAUGAAGGACACCAGGAACUUAGUUCAGGCCAGUCUUCAUUCCACUAUGUCAAAUAUAAGCACCCAACAAUGGAUGUUAAACUACCGAAGAAGGAUCUAGAUUAUGCCUUUGGGCCAUGCUCUUAUAACAGGAAAGAAAGGUCCCUCAGAGUGGAUAUAAAUUCACUUCCUACAAGCAAGAAAAUAGUGCUCGCAGAGAAUAAAAAAAUUGCAUUGCAUGUGAAAACAGAAGUCUGCCAGACUGGCUUAGAUGUGCGCUUGGGAUAUGGCCUUUGUACACAGGAGCAAGAUUUCUUGUGCAAAAGGCAGAAGAUUGUUGCUGGUGCGUUGAAAAAUGUUCUCAAACUAGAAAAGGACCUGCAUGAUCAUGAGGUUCCAGUAGUUGCAAUUAUGACAACAGGGGGCAGUACAAGAUCACUGACUGCGUUCUAUGGAAGCCUACGAGGUCUUCAGAAGUUAAAUCUCUUGGAUUGUGCUACAUACAUAACCGGUUUGUCUGGCACAACAUGGACCAUGGGAAACUUGUACAGAGAUGCUUGUUGGUCCAAAAAAGAUUUGGAUGAGCAAAUCAAUGAGGUUAAAAAACAUGUGACCAAAUGCAAGCUGGAUGGCUUUUCCAUAGAGCGUUUGAAAUAUUACAACAGGCAGCUGCGUCAGCGGAAAGAAGAGGGACAAAAGACAUCCUGUAUAGACCUAUGGGGGCUCCUUAUUGAAUAUUUGUUACAUGAUGGGAAAGACAACCAUAAACUGUCUGAACAGCAGCAAGCAAUUAAUGAGGCCCAGAAUCCUUUACCAAUCUACACUGCAAUCAAUGUUAAAGAGAAGUACAGCACUAUGGAUUUCAAUGAAUGGAUUGAGUUCACACCCUAUGAAGUGGGGAUACUAAAAUAUGGAGCUUUUGUCCGUGCUGAAGAUUUUGGAAGUGAAUUCUUUAUGGGACGUCUGAUGAAGAGGAUUCCAGAGACUCGGAUCUGUUACAUGCAAGGCAUGUGGAGUAGUAUAUUUUCCCUGAAUUUGCUGUAUUUCUGGAAUACAUCUCACAGCUCAGAGGACUUCUGGCACAAGUGGACACAAGACCAAAUAGCUGACAUUGAUACAGAACCUCAUCUACCCACUCGACCGCAUGAGCAAAAGACACACCUGCACACGCCUGCUGGACCACUAUCCAGUGCAUUUAGAGAUGUUCUUACUGAUCGCCUAUCAGUUGCCCAGUACCACAAUUUUCUCAGAGGUCUGCAACUGGACAAUGGCUACCUUGAGAAUGACAGUUUCUGUAGAUGGAAAGGUACUAUACUCGAUGCUGCUUCACCCAAUCAGCUGACUCAAACAGAAGAGUACUUGUCACUAGUAGAUACUGGAUUCUUCAUCAAUACAAGCGCUGCACCUUUACUGAGAAAAGAGAGGAAGGCGGACGUUAUCAUACAUCUAAAUUACAGUGCAGGGUCACAGUUGUUGCCCCUGGAACAGUCAUGCAAGUACUGUGCAGAACAAGGAAUCCCAUUUCCCAAAGCUGUGAUACAUGAAGAUGACAAACACUUGAAGGAAUGCUAUUUGUUUGACAAUGCAGAGAAUCCAGAAGCACCAAUAUUAGUAUUUUUUCCACAAGUGAAUGAUAGUUUUCGCUACUACAAAGCACCCGGUGUUAAACGCUCUGCAUCAGAAAUGAAAGAAGGCAACGUUGAUGUCUCCAGUGACUCCACCCCUUACUCUACUUACUCACUGACAUUCAGCGAGGAAGAGUACGAUCAACUAGUGAAACUGAGUGAAUACAACAUUCUGAAUAACCAACAUAUGAUCCUGGAAGCUUUGCAUAUGGCAGUGGAACAGAAAAAAAUACUGAAGAAGUGCAUGAAAUGAGAUGCUGGAAUAUGGAGCCAAGCUCUCUGAGCACUCAUAAAUCUCACUGAACUUUAAUUUGGACCAAGAGACCCUAUGAGAUAAGGCAAGCAAUUCAACUCAGGAUGUCAACAAAAGUUAUCUUUUUCCAAGACUGCUUGUGCUUUUUUUUGAGUGACUGAGAUUCUAAAUCAGCAUGUCACACAUUUGCAAACUCAGCAUCAGCUGUGCUGAUUCUCCCAAGUUGGUUGCUGUGAAUCUAUCUGUACUUAGCAGGAUUAAGGAUUAUUGUGUUGGUAUCCUGUCUAUGGACUUCCCAUAGACUUCUGUUUAACUAAGAUGAGAACAGGAUGCCAGACUUGGAUGGACUUUGGCUCUGAUCCAGCAGGGCUACUAUUAUGUUCUUAUCUCAGGAACAAACCAAUUGUCAUGCAAAACUUAUAAUAUAGCUCCAGAUCCCUUAUGUAACAGGCACCAACUCUUACAUUUCAUUUCUGGGUUUGCUGUUACUAUUGGGUAGGGGGCGGGGCGGAGGGAGGUGCAGACUUUUGAUAGCAACCAUCAGUGAUCUACCAGCACAUCCUUGUGUGUUUACUAAUAAUAAUAAUAAUUAAUAGUUAAUAAUAAUAAUAAUAAUAAUAAUAAUAAUAAUAAUAAUAAUAAUUUAUUUAUACCCCGCCCAUCUGGCCGGGUCUCCCUACGUUCUUACUCCAACGUAGAAGCUUAUCCACACUUCCACUUGUGCCAUACCAAGUCUAUGCGACUAGAUUCUUUCAAUACUUAAUUUAUUGACAGCAGCCUGAACUCAGCAGUGUGGCUUUCGCUUCUGCUGCUGCUCUGUUUGGCUUUUGUGGUUAACUAAUCAAUAUUAAGGGACCCAGGUGGCACUGUGGGUUAAACCACAGUCUAGGGCUUGCUGAUCAGAAGGUCGGCGGUUCGAAUCCCUGCAACGGGGUGAGCUCCUGUUCUCGGUCCCAGCUCCUGCCCACCUAGCAGUUCGAAAGCACAUCAAAGUGCAAGGAGAUAAAUAGGGGCCGCUCCGGCGGGAAGGUAAACAGCUUUUCCGUGCGCUGCUCUGGUUCGCCAGAAGCAGCUUAGUCAUGCUGGCCACAUGACCCGGAAGCUGUCUGCGGACAAACGCCGGCUCUCUCGGCCUAUAGAGCGAGAUGAGCGCCGCAACCCCAGAGUCGGACACGACUGGACCUGAUGGUCAGGGGCCCCUUUACCUUUAAUCAAUAUUAAAGAAAACAUGGUUGUUGGCUCAAGUUAUUAUUUGUAAGAUUAGAAAAAUAAAACAUGUUCAGUUCGAUAAUAAUGAUGUACGUAAUGGGGUGUAUCUAGUUUCUGACUGGAGAAAUGCUCUUCCUGCUUUUGGGCUUCCCAUGAGCAUCUGGGAAAACAGGAUGCUAGGCUAAAUGGGCCACUGGCCUGAAUCAAGGGGGCCCUUCUUAUGUUCUUAUGAGCAGUACAUUUCUAGCAGCUUUCUUCAAGUAUUCAAUUCCAGUAACAGAGCAACCUGAGCAACCCAAGUACUCUUGAGUAUCACAUAACUACUGCCAAAUA
This is a messenger RNA of Zootoca vivipara (common lizard), 3918 nucleotides long. Its product is annotated as cytosolic phospholipase A2 epsilon. Gene Ontology annotation, cellular component: cytosol. Lineage: Eukaryota; Metazoa; Chordata; Lepidosauria; Squamata; Lacertidae. The record is from RefSeq and is a predicted model, not a curated record. Gene Ontology annotation, molecular function: calcium ion binding; calcium-dependent phospholipid binding. Gene Ontology annotation, biological process: glycerophospholipid catabolic process.